AUGAGUAUCAAGGUUCAUUUGGAAAUUAACUUUGCCGAAUGUGUCUUAAAUGCAGGAAAAAUCACCCUUGGGAAUAAGCAAAGGAAUGAAAUGAAGCCCCAACUGCAGAAGAAACAGAAAAUCAUAUUGAAUGCAAUAUGUGCUCUGCUGAAUUCUGGUGGCGGAGGGGUUAAGGCUGAGAUUGAGAACAAAGACUACAAUUAUGAAAUCCAUGGAGUGGGGCUGAAUAUGCCUUCAAUUUUUAAAGGUUACUUAGAUGAGAUGCAGAGGGAGACGUCUUUUUUGUGUGUGUGUGUGAAGUCAUGGAACACCGAGGCCUCUGGUAUAUGACUGGCAAUGUUGUCCUCCAAUUUGUACCACAGAUACAGAGCAUCUACUGAUGUCAUGAAUUCUCGGGAAGCACUGGCAUUCCUCAAAGGGAGAACUCAGACCCUUAUGAAUACUAAUGAUUCCAGUUCAUUAAGUCCCCAGAAAGAUCUGGUUGGUAUUCAAAAUGAUGGUAACAUAAGGGCCUCAGCUGCUGCUUUCUUUGCUAGGAAUCACCUUCAGUAUCUAGAAAAGCUCAACUUUGCUAAGUCCCUUCACGUUGAGCUUAAAAUGUUCUCAACAGAGAUGUCACAGUGCUAACAAGUCUCCCCAGUUGUUUCUGCAUUUGCAGACACUGAGGGAGGUUACAUAUUUUUUGGUGUGCAUAAUGAGACCAGUCAAGUCAUUGAAUGUGAAAAGGAGAAAAUAGAUCUUAUCAAAUUGAAGGUUAUUGAUUGCUAUAUUCAUAAGCUACCAGUCCAUCAUUUCUGUACACAGAGGCAUGAGAUAAAAUAUGCUGUCAAAUUCCUUGAAGUACACAAUCAGGGGACCCAUGGAUAUGUCUGCGCAGUCAAGGUCAAGUGAUUUUGCUGUGCAGUGUUUGGCAAAGUGCCCAGUUCCUGGUAGGUGAAGGACAAUCACGUGAAACAGCUGGCCACAAAGGAAUGGACAGCUUGGAUGAUGGAAGCCGACCCAGAUCUUUCCAGAUUUCCUGAGAUGGUCCUUGCACUGAGUUUGUCAUCCACCACACCCCAGAGCAGGACUGUAUGCACUCAUAAGAAUUUUGAACAUCUAGAAGAACAGCAAAAACAUUACUUUCCAGUAUUAUCAGACAGAGUGGUGUAUACUCCCUACAAGGAACUGUUCUCAAAACUUAAGCCUCUACAAGGAACUGUUAAACUUAAAGGACUCAGAGACUUAAUAAAUAAGGAAUGCCCUUUUCCUCAAGGAAUAUUGAUUUUUUUUUCUCGAAGCUGGGCUGUGGUUGGUCUAUCAGAGAAGCAGGGAGUAAUCUGUGAUGCUCUUCUGCUUUCGCAUAACAACAUCCCAGUCCUCUACACCAUCCUCAGUGAAUAGGAUGCAAGCUGGAAGGGCUAUUCUAUGAUAGUUGCCCAUACCUUAAAGCAGAAGCUGGUGAACACAGGUGGCUACACUGGGUAACUGCAUCAUUCCCUUGCCACCCGGGCUGCCCUGAAUUCUGAUAAAACAGCAAGCACUCUUCAUGGUUCAGAUUUGCAAAUUUACCCCGAGUCCUAUAACCUUUAAACCACCCAGCACAUGGAAGCAUUACGGUCCCUUGUGAUAGUCUUGCUUGGGUUCUGAUCUCUCUUAAGUGAAGAGCUGGGCUCUGAGGUUCUGAACCUACUCACAGAUAAACAGUAUGAGUUGCUUUCAAAGAAUAUUCGCAUGACCAGAGAGCUUGUUCAUGGCUUACCUGGCUAAGGGAAGACCAUCCUGGCUCUCAGGAUAAUGGAGAAGAUCAGGAAUGUGUUCCAGUGUCAACCAGAUGACAUUCUUUACAUCUGUGAAAAUCAACCCCUGAAGAAGUUUGUGAGUCACCAAAAAAAAAACAUCUGCCAGGCAGUGACUUGGAAAACCUUCAUGAAAAAUGACUUUUGAAAGAUUCAGCACAUCAUCAUUGAUGAAGCUCAGAAUUUCCACACUGAAGAUGGAAACUGAUAUGAGAAGGCAAAAAUCAUUGCUAAGAGAGAAAACAAUCACCUGGGAAUUCUCUGGAUCUUCCUGGACUUUCAGACCAGCCACUUGAGUCACAAUGGCUUCCCUGCUCUUGUAGCUCAGUAUCCAAGAGAAGAGCUCACCAGAGUGCGCAAUGCAGAUCCAAUAGCCAACUACCUACAAGAAGUAAUGCAGGAGGUCAAAGAAAAUCCUCCACCUUACAUCCCCCUCGGGUCCCUGGAGAUGGUUCAUAAAGCUAAAUGGGCUCAGGGUAUUCCAGGCAACUUCGAGAUUAUGGAGUACUUGGGCUUGAGCUUGGAAGAGAUGGUGGUCCAAGUAGCAGAGAAAUGUCAGUUUCUCUUUAGGAAUGGUUAUUCUCCCAAGGACAUUGCCAUACUUUCCAGCAAAGCAAGUGAAGUGGAAAAAUAUAAAGAUAAGCUUUUAAGAGCAAUGAGGAAAAGAAAAAUAUCUCAGCUCGAUGAGGAACCUGAUCUGUUGAUACAGAUCAAGGAUGCAUCAGAUAUCAUGGCCAAUCACAUCGUAUUGGACAGUGUCCAUCAAUUUUCCAGCCUGGAAAGAAAUAUCGUGUUUGGGUUCAAUCCAACAGUGGCUGAGCCAGCUGUUUUCCAUAAUCUUCUGCUCUGUCUGGCAAAGAAACAUCUCUAUAUUCUGAAGGUUUCUAUUUGACAGGAAGAUCCCAGUUUAAGAUCAAUUAAGUAGCUCUUAUCUCUAGUUAACAUGAAGCUAUAUGACCUAAACAUUUAAUCAUCAAAUAUUUAAUAAACACUCACUCUGAACCAUAUAUUCUUCUAGUUUCUGAGGGUUAGGGAUAGGGUAGCAAACAAGAUAGACAAGAUUCCUUUUUUGGGGGGCAGAGGCACAUCACAGACAAGUAAACGAAUACAAGUACAAGAAAUUUCAGGUAGUUAGAAGGGACAUCAGAGUAGUAAUUAGGGAGCACUGAGAUGCAGAGGUUUUGUGUGUGUGUGUGUGUGUGUGUGUGUGUGUGUGCGCGUGCACGCCCAUAGGUAAGUAGGUAGGUAGAUAGAGGAAGGACUGGUUAUUUAGGGUGUUUGGAGAAGCACUCAGUGAAGGAAGACAUCAUGAAAAGAUUUUUGAGCCAAAUGUGCCAGGCAGACUCAGAUAUUUUCACUAUUUUUUGACAUUUUCACUAUUUUUAAUACCACAAGGGUACAAAAAUGCUUGAGUAUGAUGUGCUGGGGGAAUAUGAAGGAUGGAGAGGGGUCAUGUGUCUGGCCUUUUAUGGGCCUUUUAUGAUAUUUCAAAAUGUAGGAUCAGAGGAUACAAAUUGUAAUUUUUUGUAAAACCAUAUUACAUUAUUCUUUUCCAUUUUAUUCUUUUAAUGGCAUUAGUAAUUUUGAUCACUAACUUUAAAAUACUUUAUGCCUGUCUUUUGUUAUUUGGAAUCUCAGCUCUUUAGCUCUGCUUUAAUAUUAUUCCUGUGGAGAAUCUUAGGUCACUGCAUGAAGGUAAGAGUCCCACAAUUCCCCAGGGAGACACAUUGUAUUUUAUUUAAUAAAAUUUUUAGGGCAGCCCCGGUGGCGCAGCAGUUUGGCGCCGCCUGCAGCCCAGGGUGUGAUCCUGGAGACCCUGGAUCGAGUCCCACA
This is a messenger RNA of Canis lupus familiaris (dog), 3611 nucleotides long. It is a transcript of the gene SLFN5, whose product is annotated as schlafen family member 5. NCBI's taxonomy places the organism in Eukaryota, Metazoa, Chordata, Mammalia, Carnivora, Canidae. The record is from RefSeq and is a predicted model, not a curated record.